Molecule: messenger RNA, 1158 nt
Organism: Lodderomyces elongisporus
Lineage: Eukaryota; Fungi; Ascomycota; Pichiomycetes; Serinales; Debaryomycetaceae
Exons: 1
Coding region: 1-1158 (385 amino acids)
Biological process (GO): nuclear-transcribed mRNA poly(A) tail shortening
Cellular component (GO): CCR4-NOT complex; cytoplasm; nucleus
Molecular function (GO): poly(A)-specific ribonuclease activity
Source: RefSeq, a predicted model, not a curated record
AUGACCUUUGAAGACUAUGACGCAAUGAAAUACAGAAGAUGGAUUAAUGUCGAUGUUGAGAAACAACAGAAUAAAGACGACCCCAACAUUGAUAUCGACAUCAACAUCAACAUAAAUGUUGAUACCAAAAAUAGACACGGUGACCAUGAUGCUCACGACGAGAAGCUGAGGUUUUCCGUUAUGUCAUACAAUUUGUUACUACGACAUUAUAUGUGGCCACAUGUCUACCAAUCACUACCCCAAGAAUACCUCGAUUGGGACAGUUACCGAUUUCCAUUAAUCAACAAAACUAUUAAGCAAAUGAAUUGUGAUAUCAUGUGCUUUCAGGAAAUGGAAUAUUUCCUAUACAAAAAAUUCUGGAGCAAACUGUUUCCCACGAGUGAGUACGAAAGCUUCUUUAUCCAAAAAUCAUCUAUAAACCAGUCAAGGAGCAGCGAAAAAAUUGACGGAGUGGGGAUUUUUAUCAACACCAAAAGGUUUCAAGUUUUGGAUGAAAGAAAGAUCAACUUUGCAAAGCUAGUGAUGAAACACCAAACAAAAUUCCAAUUCACAAAGGACUUUGUAUCGAGAUUACUACCGAGAAACACCGUGGCUCUUAUACUUAAAUUACACGACAAAUAUACAGACAAGAUUGUUUAUGUGACAAACACUCAUCUAUACUGGUCACCCCAGUUCAAUGAUGUCAAGGUCCUUCAAACAAAAUUACUUUUAGCUGAAUUGAAAAAUUACAUCAAGGAAAACUACAAAGACGCUUCAGUAAUCUUUUUAGGGGACCUAAAUUCAAACUUCAAUUCAGAUGUCUACCGACUAUUGAGCGAAGGUCUAGUUGAUUUUACAACUGCAAAAUCAUUUUCAGGUAAAAAUUAUGGAUUAGGCAACGCACUUAUUGAUCACAAUGGCAAAAUUCAAAGUCCAUUCAACCUAUCAAGUGCUUACCAAACAUUAAAGGAUACUAAUAUGCUCAAUUUCACCAGUUUUGCACCAUCAUUUGCUGAUGUCCUAGAUCACAUUUUUGUUAGUGAAAAUAUUCAUGUGCACAAAGUGAUAAGCGGGGUAGACAAUGAUUAUUGCAAAAACCUACCAGUUAGAGGGUUCCCCAACGACCAAUUCCCAUCAGACCAUAUCCCAAUAGCUGCAGAGGUAAGUUACCGAUACUAA